Molecule: messenger RNA, 669 nt
Organism: Miscanthus lutarioriparius
Lineage: Eukaryota; Viridiplantae; Streptophyta; Magnoliopsida; Poales; Poaceae
Source: the annotation of a GenBank genome assembly
AUGGACUGCUGCCUCCGCGUGUACGGGCUGGCCAUCGCCAACAUGGUGUGCGUCGGCGGCACGGGCUUCCUCGUCUACGCGCUCGUGAAGCUCGCGAGGACGCCGCACAGCACGGGCGGCAUCGUCGUCGUGUCCAUCUUCCUCGUCUUCUGGCUGGGCGUCGGCGCCAGCAUCUACCCGGCCUUCUGCGGCUCGCUCUUCCCGUGGUCCGCGCUGGGGCGGUGCCUGGAGCCGCCGCUCAGCGCGGUCCUCUGGCUGCUCUGCUUGCCCUGCAGGUGCGCGCGCGCCGCGCGGCGUCGCCUGAUGCGCGGUGGCGGCGGCAACGACGACCAGGGCGCCUUGCCGCAGUGUCACCAAGGCUACAGCAUCGGCGUGCUUCCGCGGGAGCCACCAGUUGGUAGCAGCAGAGCGCGGCGGGUGGCUGCCACAGCCACAGCUGCCGACAUCCCGGCGUACGAGCAGCCGGACGGCGAGCUGCCUGACGGUGACGGCUCGCCGGACUGCGCGGUGUGCCUUGGCGCAGUGGAGAAGGGGGAGAUGGUCAAGCGGCUGCCGGUGUGCCUGCACAAGUUCCAUCAGGAGUGCAUCGACCUGUGGCUACGCAACCAUUCCACAUGUCCAGUCUGCCGGUGCAACGUAUUCGCACCGCUGCCGGACCAAUUAGUGUGA